Molecule: messenger RNA, 2373 nt
Organism: Penicillium alfredii
Lineage: Eukaryota; Fungi; Ascomycota; Eurotiomycetes; Eurotiales; Aspergillaceae
Exons: 1
Coding region: 1-2373 (790 amino acids)
Source: RefSeq, a predicted model, not a curated record
AUGGACACCAGACAGCCAGGAAAGAAACGAAAAAUCAGCACUGGCUCAGACUCGAGGAGCCAGUCUCCGGUGUCUCACCGAACUCGACAAGGCCUGGCUCCGGUAUUGGAGCAAUCCCUUGACCCCAAAGCAGCUUCAUAUACGCCGAGGAAGCCGAGAAAGAAAGUGCGCUUUUCCGAUCCGGGCCCUCGGCUGCAUGAUGUCGAUGUUGGCUCGACUGGUCUAACCCCUGCGAUGCAUCGCACCUCCUUUAACGAAGCAAGUCUGGGGUCAUCAAGAUCUGGGGACCGCACGCCCACCCGUCGAGGACGGCGGAGAUCAGCUCCAAUCCCGCGGUAUCUUCGUUGCUCAUUCGACCCAGUGUCUCCUUAUGACGAAACAUGCACAGAACGAGUGAUGCAGUUCACUCCAUUGCGCCAGAUCUUGGACACUCGCACCCAGCGAAGGAUCCGGCGGACUGGUCUGAGUGAUGAAAUCAACCAUAUUGAGCGACAAAAGCGGGAAACGGCCAACUUUGAUCGGUCCUUGCAAACUCUUAUUCAAGAGCGGGAUACUUUGAAGCAUGAGUUGAAUACGUUGAGGCAAAAUCACACAGCCCUGGAAGACCAAAGCUCGGCCGCCGAGGCGUUUUGGCUAUCGCCCCAGGUCCGUCUUCAGGAGUUGGAGGCUGAGAUGAGCCGACUUCGCGACGAAAUUUCUGUGUGUUCCAAUCAUAGUCUUGAUGACCGGAUCUCGUCUGCCAAUGGCGAUGGAGACACUUUCACGCUCAACGACAGCGCCGUUCUUGUGUCCAACUCCCCGGAUCUUCGUGGUACCAUUGAUUCUGGCCCGCCAAUAUCGGAUAGCCUUGCACUGUUUGGUCGAGACGCAAAUGCCCAUGAUUCAACUGAGCCUACUGCUUGGGACAAGACGGGAGAAUCUGACAUCCAUGCUCUCAGUCUCGAUCUAGAGGCUGCUAGAAAAGAAAAGAAGGACCUUUUCCAUGCUUGUCGAUCUCGCAUCUCUGGUCUCAAUGAUCCUACCCUGAGUGGCAUCCUCCGUCAGCCCUCCCCACCGCCAGACUUCUUCGACAGUGUUCUUGAUAUCUUGACCAUGGCUCUGUCCCGCGCUUCCGAUGCCACCAGUGCCCUUGAAGGAAUCAAUCAAGAAUGUUCCACCUUGGGGUUUGCGGGCACUGAUGCAGACGAUGCGAUUACCGAUAUUCGAAGCCACUUCCGCUCAGCACGCCUCGAGCUUGAGCGUGCUCUCCCUGGCGAAACAGCAGGCAUUGGCCUCGAAGAUGGGAAAGCCACUCUGAGCGAGCUUGUGAGGCGUGUCGCAUCGCUCACGAAGGAUCUGGGAACUGAGCGCAAACAUCAUCACGGCUCGCUUGGUCGUGAAAAGGCUUUGCGAGGACAAUUUGACACUUUACUACAUCGAUACGAAUCGGCGGCAAAUAAAAUCGGCGGUCUCGAGGAAUCAAUCACGUCCUCGGCAAGCGAUAUGCUCCAUACCCGCAUGCGAAUGCACGACCUCGAACGCGAAGGCCAAGAACAGGCCAUUGGGAUUGACAGAUUAAACGCGGCCCUGAAGAAGUAUCGUGACGAUGUAAAGGGUCUUGAAGAGCUGGUCAGCACCUUGGAACGGGAGAACCUAGUGGCUAAAGACGAGUCUGCGCAGCAAAUCUCCGACCUUAAGCUCAAAUUGGCUGAUGAACGACGCCGGCGCUCGGCCGUUGAGGCCUCUGCUUCCGGAAACGACUCGCGCAUCCGAGAACUAGAGGAGACCCUCGAACAAAACCGGAUUCGGGUCUGUGACCUGACGGCCCAAGUCGAGUCUCUGGAGAAGGAGCACCAGAGGGCAGUCGAGCGCCUGGACCAAAAGGCACACGAGCAGCUGCAACAUCAUGAAGAGGAGGCUGGUACCCUCAACGUCCGCAUCUCGAAUCUCACCACAACCCUCGAAGAGACCAGGUUCGAGGCCCGCCGUCUCCGCCAGGUCACUGCCGGCCUCGAGGAGCAGCUCCAGCUGGAAAUCGAAGCUCGGAAUGAUCUCCUAGACAAAUGGGCUGCGGAUCAAGCCUGCUCCUUUGCCUAUAUGAAGGAUGUAGUCCGUUCUGAGCGCCGAAGAUCCAAAGUGCGCGCCGCGAACUGGGAACUGAAAUCGGACGAUAUCAUGUCGGAUGGCACCACGCCCACCGGUAGUGAGCCCAUCACUCCGGUCAGUAUGACGAGAUUCGUUGAUGUCGAGGUGGGGAGGGGGAAAAAUCGACGUCGCAUGGAUAGCGGAAUCGGAAUUCUUUCGGAGGAAGAGCUCCUGGAGCGCGAGGAUAUCUCGGAGCUGCGUCGGGGACUUGAUUCAGACAUUGAUCUGCCUACGUCAGAUUUGAUGUGA